AUGUCUAGCAAUCUAUUGAACACCUUACCAAACCUGCGUUUGCUUCAUCCAAUCACAAAUUCGCCUCUCAGGAACUCUCCUGACGGUUCUUCAAAGCAAUUCAACUUAUUGGACUUUGGGAUUGUGGAAUUGAGCAAGUCGUAUGCCCUUAAGUAUCGGCUUAACGAUUUCACUGUUCAUUGUAUGAACAAAGUUGUAGUCUUGAAUCCAACCCAUUUGGAUAAUUUUAAUGUGAUGAUGAUGCACGGUAAAGGCCAGUUGUACUUUUCCAGAUUCGGAGAUGAGAAAUGGACCCUUUUGAAACACAACAACUCUUGGUUUGAUGAUAUUAUUGCUUAUAAGGGUCACUGCUAUGUUGUUGAUAGAGACGGAAUAGUUUCAUGGAUGAAUUCAGAGUUUAAGGUGAUUCAAUUUUCGCCUCCCUUAGGUAGGUCGGGUGAGCAGAAGCAUUUGGUUGAGUCUUGUGGUGAUCUUUAUGUGGUUGAUCGGUUCACUGAGAGGCCGGGGCCCAAGAUGGGCAAGCUGUUAGAGCACUGGGACCUUAUUUUUGGUGAUCUCACUUCCCCUUAUCCUGAGACAGUUGGUUUUAAAGUUUAUAAACUGGAACAAGAAUGGGGUAGGUGGGUUGAGGUGAAUAGCUUGGGAGAUCAAGUGUUUGUUUUGAGCCAUGGCGACUCUUUCUCUGUCUCCACCAGAGGCGUUUCUAGAGUGAAGGGGAAUUGCGUUUUAUUCACCGACCAAAAGCGUACUCGGCAGUGUUCUGUGUUCAAUUUGGAAAAUGGCAGCAUUACGAACCUAGCAGCUUCACCUGGCUAUUCUCCGAUGCUCCAGCCACCCUCAGCCUGGCUCUCACCCGACUGAUGUCUGUCUGCAUGCUGAUUGGUGAAUGGAAGUUACUUUUUUACUGCUAAUGAAGACCCUUUUCUGCAUCUCUCGGAGUAGGUGGAAAAUACCAUUUCUCAUGAAGAGUGAUUUGCAAAAUUUCCCUAGAAUAAAACCAGUGGUAAAUUAUCAGUCUAGUUUGUCCAAUGUUAAAGACUCUAGUCUUUUUAUCGGUCCAAUGUUUAAGGUUGGAGUCUGUUAAUAUUA
Prunus avium (sweet cherry) is the source of this 1089-nucleotide messenger RNA. The record is from RefSeq and is a predicted model, not a curated record. NCBI's taxonomy places the organism in Eukaryota, Viridiplantae, Streptophyta, Magnoliopsida, Rosales, Rosaceae.